UAGUUGUUGUGAUGUGUAAAUGUGGACGCUUGUUCAAACGCCUCCUCUUCCAUCUCCUCCAUGUGGUGUGCAAAAUCCUUAUUCAUCAUACCGUCGCCGUCGCAUCUCAAUCGCGUUUGGCCAUUCUACUGGUAAUAGUAAGAGUAUCAACUCCAUUUCGCGUUGUAAUUACAACGAUUCUAUACAAUCAUUUUGCAAAAAAGGACAGCUCAAAGAAGCCCUUCAACUCCUCUCUCAAGAACCCAAUCCCACUCAACAUACCUACGAGCUGCUCAUCCUCUCCUGCUCUGAAAAACACUCAUUCUAUGAUGCUUUAACUGUUCACCGUAAACUUAUUGAUGAUGGGUUCGAACAAGAUUCAUUUUUGGCUACUAAACUCAUUAAUAUGUUCUCUAAUUUCGACUCUAUUGACCAUGCCCGCCAAGUGUUUGAUAAAAUUUACAACCGAACCAUAUUCCUUUGGAAUGCGUUUUUCAGGGCAUUGACAUUAGCUGGAAAUGGUGUCGAGGUUUUGGACUUGUAUAGACAUAUGAAUGCAAUCGGAAUCCAAUCUGAUAGGUUCACUUAUACAUAUGUCCUCAAGGCUUGUGUUGUUGCCUCUAUACCAAACCAUAAGGAAAUUCACGCCCAUAUAUUCAGACAUGGUUAUGAGACACAUAUACAUAUUAUGACUACCUUAAUUGAUGUAUAUGCUAGGUUUGGUUCCGUACAGAAUGCAACUUGUGUCUUCUCUCAAAUGCCACAGAAAAAUAUGGUUUCUUGGAGCGCAAUGAUUGCUUGUUAUGCAAAGAACGGAAAACCUCUUGAAGCAUUCGACGUUUUUCGUGAUAUGAUGACCCAUGUUUUGUUACCAAACUCAGUGACAAUGGUUAGUGUUGUUCAAGCUUGUGCAGCACUGGGUGCACUAGAGCAAGGGAAGCUUUUACAUGGAUAUGUAGUAAGAAAAGGGCUUGACUCUAUUUUGCCUGUUCUCAGUGCCCUUGUGACAAUGUAUGCAAGAUGUGGUGCUUUAGAAUUGGGACGAAGAGUGUUUGAUCAGAUGGGAAAGCGGGAUGUUGUUGCAUGGAAUUCCAUGAUUUCAAGCUAUGGAAUACAUGGAUUUGGGGCCAAAGCAAUUGAAACUUUUAGAGAAAUGAUUCGACAUGGAGUGUCACCAAGUCCAAUAUCAUUUGUUAGUGUAUUGGGAGCUUGUAGUCAUGCAGGGCUUGUUGAGGAGGGGAAACAAUUAUUUGAUUCAAUGUGGAAAGAACAUAAAAUCUACCCUAGUGUGGAACACUACGCUUGUAUGGUUGAUCUUCUUGGAAGAGCCAAUCAGUUGGAAGAAGCAGCUAUAAUCAUUCAAGAUAUGCGGAUUGAACCAGGACCCAAAGUUUGGGGUUCUCUUCUUGGAUCAUGUAGGAUUCAUUGUAAUGUUGAACUUGCAGAGAGGGCAAGUAGAAGGUUAUUCGAGCUUGAACCCACAAAUGCUGGGAACUAUGUACUUUUGGCUGAUAUUUAUGCAGAAGCUAAGAUGUGGGAUGAGGUUAAACAAGUAAGGAAGCUUUUGGAGGCCAAGGGAUUGCGGAAAGUGUCUGGUUGCAGCAUGAUUGAAGUAAAGAGGAAAAUCUACUCUCUCCAGUCAGUUGAUGAAAUUAACAUCCAAAUUGAGCAAAUUCAUGCCUUGUUGCUAAAACUAUCAAUGGAGAUGAAACAGAAUGGGAUGUAUGUCCCAGAUACCAGAAUUGUGCUGUAUGAUCUUGAAGAAGAGGAGAAAGAACGUAUUUUGUUGGGUCACAGUGAGAAAUUAGCAGUUGCUUUUGGCUUGAUUAAUAGCAGCAAAGGAGAUCCUAUAAGGAUUAGUAAGAACUUGAGGUUAUGUGAGGACUGCCACUCAUUCACCAAGCUCGUUUCAAAAUAUACAAACAGAGAAAUUCUAGUCAGAGACAUCAAUCGAUUUCAUCAUUUCACCAAUGGGGUUUGUUCAUGUGGAGAUUAUUGGUAGACUUGUUCUCUUUCCUCUAACAAAGCCACCUUGCAUAAACUCUAUUCCGUUUUAUGUAUUAUCCGUUAAGUUUUCGUUUUGUGAACACUCUUAUCGUUUGGUUUGAAUACAAGUUAUGCUGGGAAAUGUAGCAUCCUCGCAAGUUAGUUUUGAAGCUUCACUAGAUGUACAUCCUCCAUGGACCUGAUUCUGAUGCAACAGUUACAGAUAGUCGCGAUCAAACAACUUAAUCUCGAAGGCCUUCAAGGGAACCAAGAAUUUGUUGUGGAGGUACUUAUGUUGAUUUUAAUGCAUCAUAACAAUCUUGUGAUACUGCACUCAUGGAGAACAGAGGUUGUUGGUUUACGAGUUCAUAUAGCGCGAUAGUUUUCUAUCAUAGUGAUUAGUUUCUCUUAAAGAGCAAUUCGUUCAGAACUCAGUUGACUUCUAUUGUUCUUUAUAUUACACAUCCUUUUAUUUUUGUCCUCUAAGAAGUCUUAUAUUCAAUUGAUUUGUUGCAAAAA
Solanum tuberosum (potato) is the source of this 2484-nucleotide messenger RNA. RefSeq names its product pentatricopeptide repeat-containing protein At3g46790, chloroplastic. The record is from RefSeq and is a predicted model, not a curated record. Gene Ontology annotation, biological process: RNA modification. Gene Ontology annotation, molecular function: protein binding; zinc ion binding; RNA binding. Lineage: Eukaryota; Viridiplantae; Streptophyta; Magnoliopsida; Solanales; Solanaceae. Bases 20 to 1981 code for a protein of 653 amino acids. The transcript has 2 exons.